CACAUUUCACACGGCUGUUCUCUCACACGUUGCUUCUGGCAUUUUCAGCGUCUUAUCCUGCUAAGAACAGGAAGACAGACAGCUAGCAGGAGAGACUGAAGGUGUAAGGCCAAGUGAUGGAACAGACUGAGAGUGACAGGCUGAAGAGGGGGCGGCUGAACAGUGGGCGACAGCAGCAGCAACAGCGCGAGCGGCGGGGUGAAGACAUUGAGGCAGCAGACCCACGUACCCAGCCCAGUGAUUCUGUCCCCCCUCAGCUCCACACACGCAACUCUGUUACGCAGAUGGGCUUCCCACUGACAACGAGACAUGGAGGUCCCCUCGUGCCCUCCUCAUCUCAGCUCCAGGGAAUACUUUUACAACAGUGUUCCAGUGAGGGGGAAUUGAGACCAUUUCUGCAACGGGUGUCUCGGCGUCCCCAGUUGAGCCAGCCCAGACCCUCGGUUCUACGUCAGGGUCUCCAGGCUGCCCAGGCUGGCUAUGUACGACACCAUGCACCAUAUACAGAGGCCAGUUCUGCUCCACCCACCACACUGUGUAAGGUGGAGGUGGACACAGGGAUUCAGGGAUCGUCUUCACCCCCUCACCCUGGGCUCUCUCCUGAGCCCACUCGUCACCCCUCUCCCCUUAGGGGAACCAGUCCUAAGCAAAGCUCCAUCAUCACUAGGCAUCACAACAGACAGCUCCACUCUGACCUUGACCAUGGAGGCUACAGCAUUGCGCAGUGGCGUGCUCAACAAGACAUUGUGCAGUUCUUGGAGAACCAGCUGACGGUGGAAAAAGAGAAACUCCUUGCAAUGCAACUCCAUCUGCACCUAUCUGAGCACAAGUUGACUGACUUGAAGGCAUGUUCAGAUUGGCCCUACAACAAGAGCCUGGCACUUGUCCUGCCCCAAAAUGCAGAUGGAGCAGCACGCGACGCCACUAAGGAGCAGGAAGAGCUAGCACAGCCCGGGUAUUGGCAUGCUGCCACUCACCCACACGUACUGCCAGAUCUUGUCCCGAGUGUUGAGUGUUACAAAUACAACAACAUCAGGCCUCCAUUCACCUACGCUUGUCUAAUAAGAUGGUCUAUACUGGAGUCUCCGGACAAGCAGCGCUCUCUGAAUGACAUCUACAACUGGUUCACCACCAUGUUCUUCUACUUCCGACACAACACGGCAACAUGGAAGAACGCUGUACGUCAUAAUCUUAGCCUACACAAAUGUUUUGUGCGAGUGGAGGGAGGAAAGGGGGCCGUCUGGACGGUGGAUGAACUGGAAUAUCAAAGGAGAAAAGGACAAAAAUACCACAGGGAUCAUCAUGUGAAAUGGCUGGCCCCCUACUCCUUAUAUCGUCCAGAGGGACCUUGAAUAAAUAAACAUCCCUUCAGUGAGUGAAAAACUACUGGAAAACAAAGUCACCAGGACCUUUAACCGAUUCUGGUAUUUUAUAACAGGGCUGGAGCAAUAGCCUGCAUAUUAGCUCUCCAGGAGGAGUGUUGACCUGUCCUGCUCUACAGUAUCAACAGUAAACAUCACCUUUGUUCAGCAGCAGAUGGUGCUACAACAUAGUCUCUGAUCAUGAAGAGGUGUGCAAGUCUGGAAUGUCCAUACAUUUUACAAUAUGGGAGGGGGGGUAUUUUGUAAAUAAAAACACAGGAAAAAAAGGGUAAUUUAUUGUACUUUUUGCAACGCUACAUUGCUAGCUAAUCCAGUUUUUACAUUUUGUAAAAUGAGAUAGACAUACCCUGUUAUUAAAUUCAUAUUUGCUUAUCUCCAAAUGGAUCAUCUGUUGCAGUCAUCACAAAAACAUUUCCUCACUUAACUACUUAUCUGUCACUUUCUUAUUGUUAUAGUGAAAAGCAUCAGUUCUGUAUAGUUUAUUGCAAAAGGGAUGUAUCUAGCUUUUGAUCUUUACUGUUUGAAUUUCCCAUAAAGAUUUAUGAUUUAUAUUUACAUUUUUGUCAUUUAGCAGACACAGUGACUGACAGUUAGGGCAAACAUUUAAGACAGCUGGGUGGAACAACCACACAACUCAGUAGUAGUCAAAUAUAUUCACCUUAAUUGUUCAUCAGCAAAAGGGGGAAUUUGGUCAUGUUAAACACCAGUUUAACUGCACCAUUCUGGAUGAGUUGCAAGGGUUUGGUGGCAAAACAAACAAUGAUUUGCACUAAACAAGGUGUGAGAUGGCAUGCCCUAAGUGAUGAAUGAGCUUCUAGCAAAUGUGGUCCAUUCCCAUCUAAAGGGAAGGAUUCACUUCCAAUAUAUCCUCUUUUUUUUUAUCUCAAGCACUUCCAUGUCACCAUACUCUUCAAUGUACUCAAGCCCUGCAUCCCUACCUGAGUGGUGUUCUCACUGUCCUGAGCCAUAGGAAGGGCACCUCCAAAAUGAGCAGUCAAAUUGCUUCAUCUUCCCGGCAUCCCAAUGUUGGAUGAGUUUCCCCUUGAGGCAAUUUCAUCAUCCUAAACCUUUUUAAGGUUCAUUUUCUAGCCCUGACUGAUUUCUACCACUGUGAAGAAGAAUGUGUAGGGAUGUGCAUACAUUCCCUAGAGAAUGUAGCUACACUGUGUCUAUACAGUAGUUCAAAGAAAUUCCUAAAAAUCUCUACUGUGUUUUGAAAUUUUACUUCUGAGUCAAAUUUUUAACAUAGCUGACAGUUGUCAAUAUUUAUGAAUUUGGCUUUCCCUAGAAACGGGUUUCCAGUUUUUAUAUCUAUAUUGCAAAAGAAAAGUGCAUGGAAAUGCAUGAUACAGGUUAAAGUAUUUAAAAUAUGAGACUAUAUCAUGGCUCCUUGCCCCUGGCACACCUCAGAGGGACCAAAUACAUUUCCCAGGUCUAUUAUUUCUGUAACAAGUGGCACCUUUAAAAUGUCUGUGCAGGUGCUCAUUACCUACUUUAUGUUUUCCAUUGUUCCUGGCCAUCAAACAGGUGUCUCUGCCACAAUAUAUGUUUUAUGGAGUCAGCAUUUACAAUAACAGGCCACAAAUAAAAAUAACCUCUAAUUGUAUUUCCUUUUGGGGACCCCUUUCAUUUAUAGAUAUGCAAAAGCCCACCUUAUCAGAUUACGGAGCAAUAGUUUUUUCCCAUGGAUUUAUGAUGUAUGGAUAUUCUGAUAUAUCCAUAUGGGUUCGUACAUAUUUAUGUCCAUUAAGCUUGUUCAUGUGCACACCAGUAUUGAUUGCAUUCACCGAUUCAUGUGUUUUCAUGUGAUACAUAUCUUAUGUCCCUUGAAAAAAAAGUAACCAUCUGAUUUUUUAUGACAAACAUUAUGCUACACUUGCUAUAAUCCUGUGGUGUAGCUAUCGGGGUGCCCAGUGGCUCAGACACAUUGAAUACUGGCCACUUGUGCAGGCUUGAACAUUCCCGGGACUUUAUUGAUUAAACUGCAAUCACAUGAUAGGUGAUUCUUUGCUAAUGUGAACUAGCUAGCAAGUUCAUUCUAUGUGAUUUUUCACAAAACAAUGGUUCAAGGAUGAUGAGGAAACAACAACUGCUGCUCAGCUAUCUCCAUUAGCCAAGACAAAUCCAUCAAAGUUGUCAUCAGUUCACGAAGAGUACUCCUUAGAAAGAGGGCCCACAAGACUGAUCAAUUAUGUGCUGGCCACUACUUUGUGAAAUAGACAGCCAAUUAAUUAAACACCUGUGGGUUGAACUUAGACAACUGACUGAGUAGCUCUAGAAGCUUGCUGACACGUGUGCUGUUAUAACUUAGACUUAUAUACACGUUGUUUUGCAUAGGAAACGUGCAUGAUAUUUGUACUCUGACUGCACUAAGAAGGGCAUUGUGUUCAGGGUUGGUGGAUGGGCAGAAACACCUUUAACCUUUACUCCAAUAUUAACAUAUUCUAAUCCAUGGAGAGGUUCUGUUGUUGCUUUCUAACCCUCACCUUAACCCUAGUACUUUGAUACCUAACCUUAAGUCUAACC
Messenger RNA from Esox lucius (northern pike), 3908 nucleotides. RefSeq names its product forkhead box P3b (gene foxp3b). Gene Ontology annotation, molecular function: DNA-binding transcription repressor activity, RNA polymerase II-specific; RNA polymerase II cis-regulatory region sequence-specific DNA binding. Gene Ontology annotation, cellular component: nucleus. The record is from RefSeq and is a predicted model, not a curated record. The coding region runs from base 117 to 1352 and encodes 411 amino acids. Gene Ontology annotation, biological process: regulation of transcription by RNA polymerase II. The transcript is spliced from 13 exons. Lineage: Eukaryota; Metazoa; Chordata; Actinopteri; Esociformes; Esocidae.